Molecule: messenger RNA, 526 nt
Organism: Drosophila subobscura
Lineage: Eukaryota; Metazoa; Arthropoda; Insecta; Diptera; Drosophilidae
Exons: 2
Coding region: 62-394 (110 amino acids)
Source: RefSeq, a predicted model, not a curated record
GCCAACGCCAACGCCAACGCCAACGCACUGGUCUGUCCGUGUCAUCAUUCGCUGAUCAGUCAUGAUUCGGUAUCGAGGGUGCUGCUUGUCUGCUUUUCUUGUAAUGUUUUUCGCUGUGGAGAAUGUCCUUUCUGCUCCUAUUGGGACACCGCUGGAUAUGUCCGAUCGUUAUGUGACCUUUGAUUUAGUUUUUGAGUCAAAUGAUUUACCACUAGAACUGGACCUUCAACUGCUGCAGAAGCUACAGAGUCAGAAUGGAUUGGAUGUGGUCCGCAUGCAGCUGCUGCAACUGAAUUUGAUGAAACUGUUGGUCGUCUUGGAUAUCUUCAUCUUACUUUGUGUUUUUUUCUAUGCCAGAGACAGCAGUCACCAUCAAAUUCAAAUUGUAAGCUAAAUAUCGUAGAUUUAUGUAGAAUUAAUCAUCAGAAAAUCAAUGUAAAUUACUGUCUGCAUUUUGCUCAUGUUUUUGUGUCAGUAUUUUAGAAUAUUUUAUAAGGAACCUCUAAAUACACUGGGAAAUCAAAUC